Molecule: messenger RNA, 1380 nt
Organism: Metarhizium brunneum ARSEF 3297
Lineage: Eukaryota; Fungi; Ascomycota; Sordariomycetes; Hypocreales; Clavicipitaceae
Gene: RRD1
Product: Serine/threonine-protein phosphatase 2A activator 1
Biological process (GO): mitotic spindle organization
Cellular component (GO): cytoplasm; protein phosphatase type 2A complex; nucleus
Molecular function (GO): protein tyrosine phosphatase activator activity; peptidyl-prolyl cis-trans isomerase activity
Source: RefSeq, a predicted model, not a curated record
AUGGCCACGCCUCCUGUUGCACACCUCAACCCUACCCUACAGGUCAUCCCAACCGCACAGCUCGCCUCCCACAAGUUCAUCAAGCCCACCAAACGCAUCAACGAAGGCCACCACGUCGCCCAUUUCCUCACAUCCAAAGCCUACAGAGACAUCUGCGCCUUCAUCCUCCAACUAAACCACUCACUUUGCCCCCGAAACCAAACCUCCUCGCCCAUCCCCAAAACAUUCCCCCUCGUUCCAGGAUCACCAUCUUCCACGCCUUCCAUCCAAGCUGUCCAGCAGCUCCUAUCUGAAGUUGAGGCUCUCGUCGAACAAGCGCCUCCAGACCCGGGACCACGACGCUUCGGAAACGUGAGUUUUCGGAAAUGGCAUGCCCUCGUCGAAGAAAACCUCGAUUCGUUUCUGGACAAGGGUAUUCUCGGACAAGCCCUCUCCGCCAAGGGUGCGGAUGGCGUCACGGCCAAGGACGAAGCAACCGCCUAUUUAAUGGGCGCGUUUGGGAGCGCACAGAGAUUGGACUACGGGACAGGCCACGAGCUGAGCUUUGUCGCCUUCGUGGGAUGUCUUUGGAAAUUGGGAUUUUUCAGUGACGGAAAGGACGACGGCGACAUUGAGAGAGAAAUUGUCCUCGACGUCAUUGAGCCCUACCUUCGCGUCAUACGCACCCUCAUCCUCAAAUACACCCUAGAACCUGCUGGCUCCCAUGGCGUAUGGGGACUCGACGACCACUCCUUCAUCCCCUACAUCUUCGGAUCCGCCCAAUUCACACGCCCUAUCACGUUCGUGACCGAACCCAUGCCCCUCGAGGGCUCCGUCAAGGGUGCCCCCAAACCAGGAGAUGUCACCAAAGCCGCUGUCGUCGAGGAUCUACGCCAAACGAACAUGUAUUUUUCGGCUGUUGGCUUCAUCAAUGACGUGAAGAAGGGUCCGUUUUGGGAACACUCUCCCAUCCUGUUUGAUAUCUCGGGCAUUAGAGAUGGGUGGGGCAAGAUUAACAAGGGCAUGAUUAAAAUGUUCAACGCCGAAGUGCUGUCCAAGUUUCCCGUGGUGCAGCAUUUCCCCUUUGGGUCAUUGUUUUCCUGGGAUGCAGAUCCUAGUGCUCCGGUUCCCGCACAGAGUGUUCACAUGAUGAACCAACCCGUGGCUGUUGCAGCGUCGACCACCGAAACACCACCUCUGUCUGCUACUGGAACGGCCGCCCCAUGGGCACAGGCGACUAGGAUGCCGCCGCCUCCCGGCCCAGGAAUUCCCUACUCAAGAGUUCCGACAGGACCUAGCACGGGCUCGUUCGCAUCCAGACAGCCUCGAGGCGAGGGUCCUGGUUCAAGGUCUGCUGCAGCACAAAUAACUGUCACCAAGGCGCCAUGGGCACGGGAGUGA